ACUCGCGUUUGCAGUUUUUCGAAAAAAAAGCGAUAUUUACAUGAUCUGGCCAAAAUGAAGAACUUUUCGCUAGCAGAUAUACCGGAGUUCUCUAAAAAAGAGCGCAUAGUGGUAAUUGGGAUAAUAGGCAAGUCCCCUUAUCGUUACCCAAAUAAAACAACACCGCUUUUUCCUUCAUCGGCCACUGAACAGAAUGGCAUAGAAUGCCACUGGGAUGAGCGCCACAAUACACUAUUCCUCCACGCCAUCACACACCUGGACACGAAGCAGCUGGCCACUCUCGCAGCCGGCCUCAAUGAGAACUCCAACGCAUCGGAGAAGGAUGCCGACGCUUCCCACUGGCUUGUGGCGGCUGGAGAGCUGGCAGCGGAGGCCUGCAAAGCUAUGGCGCUGAUGUUCCAUCUGUGCCACAUUGUGGUGCUGUCGUCACCUACUCCGGUGUUUGAUCUUGGAUAUCUGCAGUUGUUUAAAGCUAUUGAUGCUUAUAGGACCGAGCUGGCCCCUCGCACCUCAGCUGCCGUAUCUUCCCUCGGCGGCGCUUGGGAGGCGCACGGGCGCUCCUGCUGCCCGCGCCUCCUCUUCCACUUCCGCAGGGCUCCACGGGCCUUAGCAAGGAACCCUGCCGGCUUGAAGCGGCUUGAACAUGCGGUGGAAGACCAGUUGUAUUUCAUACUGAGGAAAGCGCGCAUCAUCACCAACGUCUGUGCCAAAUCCCUCUUCGCCAUCCCGAAGAACGAAGAGUUCGUCUACAUGAGCGCGGACGAAGCCCACUGCGCGCGCGACGUCAGCGCGCUCGUGCGCGGUCUCGUGCGGCGCUGCGCCGGCGUCGAACCUGUAGACAACCGGCCUGAGAGAGGGGGGCUUAGGCAGUUUAUACAGGGACAUGUGGACUUGGCGUUCGGAGAGGGAUUUGAUGAUAAUGUUGGGAAAUAUGCCAUGAGUACGUCAUUCUUUGAGCUGCCGGCAGCAUCGGCGUGGCGCUCCGCGGCGCAGGCGUUAGCGCCGCUGUACCUGGAGCCCCCGGCUGCCGAGGGCGGAGCCCUACACGACUCCCUCGCUACAGACGUUCGGUUCUCGCAUGCCCGAUGUGCUAAGGUGUUACCCAUCGCGCAAGCGUCAUACGCCGAGGGUCUGCCGGCGCACUACUCCAGCCAACAUCACGCACAUAAGGUGGGUGUGGCGUUAGGCGUGCUACACACUAUGGCCCGCGGUCCCGUAGCGGGGGCCGCGGAGGCGCGGCUGCGGGCCGCGUGCACGGCCGCCUGGCGCUCGCGGUCGCUGUGCGAGGCGCCCUCGCUCACCGCGCACCCCUGCAUACACCCCGAGCAUGACAACACAAAAGAGCACUCAUCAGGCGUCCGCUAUAUCAGCGCGUGCAACUGCGGCCGCAGCAAGUGCUCGCGCGACGACCCCUACACAGUGAAGGCGGCCAACUGCACGUUCUACACCACCGCUGCUGCUGAGUGCGGAGUCUGUAGCACUCUGACGUCUGUGGCGUUCCCCGUGUUCACCCCCUCCACGCCCACCUACAGGUACAGUUGCAGCAAGUUACACAGUGUAGCCAACUGCACGUUCUGCACCACCGCCGCUGCCGAGUGCGGAGUCUGUAGCACUCUGACGUCUGUGGCGUUCCCCGUGUUCACCCCCUCCACGCCCACCUACAGGGCUGCGACAGUGAAAGCGGGUUCCCAAGAGGCGGAGCCCGAGCCCCGGGCUUCGGACGGCAACUCGGGGUGCUCCGGCUGGUCGGCGGGCGACGCGCUCUCGCCCGGCUCCGGGGAAGAAGAGCCCGGCCCGCAGUACCUGCUGCCCGCGCGGGACAACGAAAAAGUGAUAACCCGCCAGCCGUCAACCACGGAGUACCUCCCCGGGAUGUUGCACACGGCCUCCCCCCCAGGCCUGCUGCCGGCCUUCUCCUCCUGGUCCCUGGCCUGCCUCGGCGCCUCCUCGCUGUACUCGCACAGCCUGGGCCUGCCCGAGCACCUGCAGCCGGGGCUGCUCCCGCACACCAACUACCUGCUGCCGUGGGACGCCAGAGUGCGUAUGGAGCAAGUAAGCGCCUGGCGAGCUGCGCAAGCGUCUGCGCGCGGGCGCGGGAAAAGCACCGCGCCGCAUCACCUCACCGUCAAGAUAUUCCUGGGUUUUGAAUACGAGUGCCCCCGCGGGCACAGGUUCAUGAUGUCCUCGCCCGACACCGUAGUAAACGGUGGUGGCGGCGCGUGCGGCCGCGACGCUGGCGCCGCGGGCGCGCGGCUAGCCGCCUCCGAUAUGCCGCUCUACACGCCGUGUCUAUGCCGAGGAACUAACGCUAUGCUGGCACAACUUAUGAGAGUACACGUGGUUACACCGAAGGCACCGGUUCAUGUGACUUUAGACCCUAAGGUCCAACCAGUAACAGGCGGACCAAUCUUCGUCCCCGAACCUUCCGGUUCGGAGCCCAUAGAGCUCUCGGGCUCCGCCUACUGGGUGCUCCGCCUCCCCUACAUAUACGCCGACGAGCGCGGGCCUCUGCCUCGGCCUCGGCAGGCCUCGGGGCUGCUGCUGGCGCCGCUGCUCGGCCUGAGGGAGUAGACAAGGUGACAACAUGCUGGGUGCU
This is a messenger RNA of Cydia amplana, 2596 nucleotides long. Its product is annotated as nonsense-mediated mRNA decay factor SMG8. NCBI's taxonomy places the organism in Eukaryota, Metazoa, Arthropoda, Insecta, Lepidoptera, Tortricidae. The transcript is spliced from 14 exons. Gene Ontology annotation, biological process: nuclear-transcribed mRNA catabolic process, nonsense-mediated decay. The coding region runs from base 55 to 2571 and encodes 838 amino acids. The record is from RefSeq and is a predicted model, not a curated record.